AGAGAGGAAGAGAGAGAGAGAGAGAGAGAGAGAGAGAGAGAGAGAGAGAGAGAGAAACAAAAGAAGAGAGGAGAGAGAGACGGGUGGCCGCGAUCGACGGAGUCGGCGAACAAAAGUGCCAAGUUCAAGUUCGUAACGCGCCCCGCUCGCGUACAAGAUCGCUCGCGGCGUCGACGGCGGCGACGAUACGACGACAUAGCAGCAGCAGCAGCAGCAGCAUAGCAUAACGAGAGGAGAGACGAUCGCUCGCGAUCGUCAAGUCAAUACACAGAGUAGCCGGGUAGAUCCGUGCAGAGCACGAAGCAACACGUUCGUGCGAUCGUGCUCGCUCAACCGACCGACCGACCGACAGAACGUUCGAGUCACGUUGAUCUUCCACGCUUUUCCGCGUGCCCCCCCACCCUCGCCAUUUUCGCCAUUUUAGGUUUUAUCAACGCGUUCCGACACACACGUACACACGUACGGAAUACCGUUUUACGCGUGGGUGCUUCUAAUGCGAGCUACGACGGCGGUAUAGCGACGCGUACGGUCGGAGUGGCAGUUCUUUUGUGUUCUCCUGAGGAGAGUUCUUCAGCGGCCCGCACGAGUCCACGUGUUGAUAACACUUCCAACGAUUCUCGACGUUGCUGCUGUUGCUGUUGCUGGCUACUUUCUCCAGAAGCUUCGCUGCCUGGGACGAAAAAGAUACGAGCCGUCAGAGGAAGAGGAGGAAAGGAGAAGGAGCAGACCACAGACGUUUCGGAUACACGGUGUGUUUUUGUGUGCGAAACCGACGACAUGUCGACUGCCGUCAUGAGCAACGCAAUGUUCGACUGCACCGAACACUUGUUUAAGAACGCAGCGUCGACAAAGGCAAAGGAACCAUCGUCAGCCGUUGCAGCAUUGAACUCCGCUGGGGGUGGCGGCAGCAGCAGCAGCAGCAGCAGCAGCAGCAGCAGCAGCAGCAGCAGCAGCAGCAGCAGCAGCGGCAGCGGCAGCGGCAGCAGCAACAACUCCGGCCACGCGCCCUUACGACGCUACACCUCCCUGAUGUCUACGCUAAUAGAGCACCACCGGAAGCUGGAUCGCAGCGUAAGCGAGCCGACGUCGCGCUACAAGACCGAGCUGUGUCGGCCGUUCGAGGAGAGCGGCGCGUGCAAAUACGGCGACAAGUGCCAAUUCGCCCACGGCUACAGCGAGCUGCGCAACCUCGCCCGUCAUCCCAAGUACAAGACCGAACCUUGCCGCACCUACCACUCGUCCGGCUUCUGCCCUUACGGGCCACGGUGCCACUUUAUACAUAACUUCGAAGAGGCGCGCAUACACAACCAGAAGGUGAGCGCUCAGCUGGGCUCGACGCAACCGAACAUAAUGAACCUCAACAGCCUGAACCCGUUGCUGAGCGCGGCGGCAGCCGCGGCGGCCGCCGCCGCGGUCGGCAACAGCACCGUUGCCGGCGGCGGGGCCACCGCCGCGAACACCGCCGCGGCCGUGGCCGCCGCCGCCGCCGCCGCCGCCGCCGCCAACAACGUGAGCGUGCGUCUGCUGGAGCAGAUGAACGCGUCGCCGCAGGUGGCCGCGGCAGCCGCGGCCGCCGUCGCCGCUUCGCCCAAUCUCAUGAGAGCGAACUCGCUGAGCCUCGGUAGCAGCAGCAGCAGCUACAACCCGCCGCCAUUACUGCGAACGUCGUCGCUGAGCCUCGCCACGAACCACCACCAUCACCAUCAGCAGCAACAGCAACAGCAACAGCAGCAUCAACACCAGCACCAGCACCAGCACCAGCACCACCACCAUCACCACCACGGCGCGCAUCAUCAUCACCAGCCGCCGAGUAGCAGCGCAGUCAACUCGAUGAUCGGCGCGAGCAAGCCGAAACCACUGAACCUCAGUCCGACCUUCUCGCUCGGCAGCACCGGCGACUCGGUCUCACCAUCCUCGAGCCUGAGCCAGUCCCCGACCAACUCUAUGGCCAGCUUCUUCAGCAGCGACGAAUGCAGCCAGCAGUCCUGCACGAACCUGCCGACGACGCCGUUCAGCUUCGGCCAAGACUUCGGCCUGAUCCCGACCAGACAGAGCCCGAGUCCGCGCAACAGCGUCUGCAGCCCGCUCGGCUCUGACGAAGUGGCGCCUAGGACGCCUUCUCCGCUGUCGCCUAACGCCGAGUCUAGGCUGCCGGUGUUCAACAGGAUCAGCGGCACCCUCGUGGAUUUUGAUAACCUCAAGAUCUAAGGCGGGACGGUGGACUCGCUCCCGAGGCGGUGAGUCUCGGCCGAGAGAGGGCCGUGAUGUCCGCCAGGGAGUGGGACGACAGGCAGCACGGGAUCUUCUUCUCGCGGAGGCUGAUUUCGAGGCGAAUGCAAGUUGCUAAUAACGACGGCGAAUCCUCGCGCAGCGGAUUCUCCUGUCGCCGUGGUGGAACUACUAAGGUUUACUUUCAUUUUUACACACACACACACACACACACACACACACACACACACACAUACGCAUACGCACACGCACGCACGCACGCGCGGGUUCGCCGCGCGACUCUCUGCUUUCAGUCAUCGGCUUGUUAUUUAAAAGGCGUCACACUCUAGGUCAGACAGGCACACAUGUACACGUGCACACAUCCACACCCCCAACCAAAACACACGGACACAAACACAUUCGAUAUAUAUUUAUAUAUAACUCGUUUCUGAAAGAGAGAUUGCCUUUUCCUCUGUUUUACUUUCUCCUUUCUUCAUAUAUAUUACUCCGUUAUAGUCACACGUCUCAUGUAUUAAUUACGUUACUGUCGAUACGCUCGUCAUCUUAUCCUUUCCUCUUGCUCUUUUUCGUGUUCUAUUAUCGUUAAGAUCGCGAACCCAGCGGAAAAGGCGAGUUCAUCCCGGUUAGAGGACGGUUUCCGGACCGUCGUCCGAUUUAGGCUCUCGAGGAGGAUGCAUUGGCGUGAUCGCGGGGGAGGGGGGGAGAGAUGGGAGCGAGGAAACGGGAGCUGCGAGGAGGGGCGACGGAGGGCACCGGGCGCAAGUUUAUUCCGAAACGUGACUUCUCCGAGUAAGUUGUUCAUUGAUCUCACUCGGUCCGCCCUCCCGACGCCUUCCGGUCCACGCGGUUCCUCUGUCCUCCGGCGCAUCUUUCGCCCUGUCGAUAAUAUGUGGAGAGCCGCGCGAGUCGGGCAAGUACGGCUCGGUACCGCUGCGCGACCCGGGGCAGGUGAAACGUUGCAAUAUUCCAAAACGCCAGCUAUAUUACAUUACGCUAAACGUACGGUUACGUUUCUUCGGGUUUCUUCUCCGAAGGAGUAAGGGUGGGGAAAGUUGUCUCGAGAGUGAAAGGAGAGGCGGGAAUCAGGACCCCGUCGACGAGCGAGAGAGCGAAC
This is a messenger RNA of Harpegnathos saltator (Jerdon's jumping ant), 3343 nucleotides long. It is a transcript of the gene Tis11, whose product is annotated as Tis11 zinc finger protein. Bases 778 to 2208 code for a protein of 476 amino acids. The transcript has 3 exons. The record is from RefSeq and is a predicted model, not a curated record. Gene Ontology annotation, molecular function: metal ion binding; mRNA binding. NCBI's taxonomy places the organism in Eukaryota, Metazoa, Arthropoda, Insecta, Hymenoptera, Formicidae.